Haemonchus placei is the source of this 3195-nucleotide messenger RNA. The record is from the annotation of a GenBank genome assembly. Lineage: Eukaryota; Metazoa; Nematoda; Chromadorea; Rhabditida; Trichostrongylidae.
AUGGGAGAGGGAGGUGGCGGUCGUCGCCACCAUUUGACUCUCGAGUCUGGAGAGCAUUUACUCCAUUUAUAUGCGUAUAAAUCGAAUUCGUUAAGAACGGGUUUGUUUUACAUAUUAUCCAUAUUAACCUUGGGGCUUUUUCGCUUAGUUCUUCAUUGGAAACAAAAAUGGCAUAUCCGAUUCCGUGCCACACGAUCUACAUUUGCCUUUGCUGAUUUUCUAGUACCUCACGAAGAUGGAUCAAUGCGAGAAGUUGAUGAAGUGAGAUGGUUCGUUUAUCGAAAGCUGGUCUACAUUUGGGUCGAGAAAGUGAAAAAGAUUGUUGAUCUUGAUGAUGAAAGAGAUGGACAUUGGGUGACGCCGGGUGAUGUCAUUAGUCAGGUUUCUCAACGCCUCGCAACUUACGGGUUAAAUUCUAUAGAAAUAAAACUUCGACCUAUACCUAUGCUUUUAUUUAUGGAAGUGAUUUCACCUUUUUAUAUUUUCCAGAUUUUUAGUGUCACUGUUUGGUAUAAUGAUGAAUAUUGUUAUUAUGCUUCUGUUAUUGUUAUUAUGUCAAUUUGUUCUAUUAUAAUGGAUGUUCUCCAGACGAGAGGGCAAGAGAAACGGCUGCGAGCAAUGGUUCAUUCAAGUAGUGAAGUGGAGGUGCUAAGAAAUGGGGGCAUUACUACUCAAAUCGAUAGUGAGAAGUUAGUGCCUGGAGACAUACUUUUGAUUCCACCUCAUGGUUGUCUCCUUCAUUGUGACGCAGUGCUUAUGAACGGAACUGUUAUUGUCAAUGAGAGCAUGCUAACCGGAGAGUCCGUCCCAGUUACGAAGGUUGCUCUUACUGAGGAUGUUCGGGAGGAGAAACAUUUUUGUAUCGAGAAGCAUUCCAAGCAUGUACUAUUUUGUGGGACACAAGUACUUCAGACUCGAUACUACCGUGGUCAGAAAGUUAAGGCCGUAGUGCUGCGCACUGGAUUUUCCACUAUGAAAGGACAGCUGGUCAGAUCGAUAAUGUAUCCUAAGCCUGUAGACUUCCGCUUUACGAAGGAUUUAUUCAAAUUUGUUGGAUUUCUUGGCUGCAUUUCUGGUUGUGGUUUCAUUUAUACCAUUAUCAUAAUGUGCCUGAGAGGAAGUAGCCUACGACGAGUAAUUAUUCGUGCGUUAGACAUCAUCACAAUUACGGUUCCUCCUGCUCUGCCUGCGGCUAUGUCUGUCGGAAUCAUUAAUGCACAACUCAGACUGAAGAAAAAGAAAAUUUACUGCAUCUCUCCAUCUACGAUCAACACAUGUGGAGCAAUCAAUGUUGUUUGCUUCGAUAAAACUGGUACUCUGACCGAAGAUGGCUUGGAUUUCCACUUACUUCGAGGAGUAGUGCCACCAAAUGGAGCUAGCAAGCCGAUUUUCACAACUGAGUCGAGCGAUAUGGACCGCAUGCAGCUACCGUUGGAAGGAGAGCUCGUCAAUGCAAUUGCCACAUGUCACUCCCUCACGAGAAUAAAUGGUGUGUUACAUGGAGACCCACUCGAUCUCGUACUUUUCCAAAAAACCGGGUGGAUCCUCGAAGAGGCUGGACCGGAUUGUACUGAUCAUGAUGAGACUGAGAUGUAUGACAUGGUCCAGCCUACUGUCGUAAAACCACCAGCGCACAACAGUAAAGGCGGUUGUGAAGAGUACUCUGUAAUCCGCCAAUUCACUUUCAGUUCAUCUCUUCAACGUAUGUCUGUGAUUGUGUUCGAUCCCUCGAAGGAUUCACAUGCGAUGACAUUGUAUUGUAAGGGCGCACCAGAAAUGGUUGAGUCGUUGUGCGAUCCUGCAACCAUUCCUGCGGAUUAUUCCGCUGUCGUUAACGAAUAUGCACAGCAUGGCUUUCGGUUGAUAGCGGUGGCUCGGCGUUCUCUCAAUAUUAACUUCAGUAAAGCUGUCAAAGUGCCUCGAGACAAGGUGGAAUGCCAGCUAGAACUCUUGGGUGUGGUUGCAAUGGAGAACCGUAUUAAACCAGUCACCCUAGGAGUCAUUAAUCAACUAAACCGCGCUCGUAUCAGAACUGUGAUGGUAACCGGUGACAAUUUGCUCACAGCCAUGAGCGUAGCUCGAGAAUGUGGAAUAAUAAGGCCGAAUAAGCGAGCUUUCCUCAUUGAGCAUAUUCCAGGGGAAGUUGACCCACGCGGGAGAACAAAAAUAGUUGUAAAGCAGUCCGUUUCUUCAUCGGGUGAUAUAUUGGAAGACGACCCAAAUUUAUUGAAAACCGGAGCAGACGUCGAACUUGGAAAACUGAUUCAGAGCAGCUACCAUCUUGCGAUAUCAGGGCCAACAUUCGCUGUCAUCACCCAUGAGUAUCCUGAUGUCCUGUCGUCGUUGGUAUGUGUUUGCGACGUAUUCGCUCGAAUGGCUCCUGAUCAGAAACAGCAACUGGUCAACGGCCUCCAGGAAGUCGGAUAUACAGUCGCUAUGUGCGGGGACGGCGCUAACGACUGCGCAGCCUUGAAGGCUGCACACGCUGGAAUUUCUCUUUCCGACGCUGAAGCUUCCAUAGCGGCUCCGUUCACUUCAAAAGUCGCGGAUAUUCGUUGUGUGCCCACUGUAAUCAGUGAGGGACGAGCUGCUUUGGUGACUUCUUUUGGAAUAUUCAAAUACAUGGCUGGGUAUUCACUAACGCAGUUUGUCACUGUGAUGCUUCUCUAUUACAUUUCUAAUAUACUUACUGAUGGACAGUUCAUGUAUAUUGAUAUGUUUCUGAUAACAUUGCUGGCAGUCCUGUUCGGAAACACAUCAGCAUAUGACAAACUUUGUCCAACUCCUCCACCAACACGGCUUUUGUCAAUUGCAAGCAUUUGCAGUGUAUUAGGACAACUGGCUAUCAUGGGCGGAACUCAGGGUACGGCUGUGUUCUACGUAUCCGUGUUCCAGUACAUUACUUUGGUUGUUGUUUACUCGAAAGGGCCACCCUAUCGCGAUACGCUCUUCAGCAAUCGUCCAUUCUGCGCAUCGAUCGUGUUUGCCACGCUGUUUUCCCUUGUCAUAAUUUUAUGGUCUCCGCCGUGGUUGCUUGACUUCAUGGGCAAUAUGGAUUUGCCAUCAGCAGAGUUUCGCUGUCUUCUGGUGCUCUACGCCAGCAUCAACGCUGUGGUCUCAUUUCUAUAUGAAAAAGUUUUUGUGGAGCGAUUUAUACUCGAUUACAUGGAGAGGUUAGCCUUUCUGUUUUGUUGA